This is a messenger RNA of Monopterus albus (swamp eel), 1321 nucleotides long. RefSeq names its product nuclear casein kinase and cyclin-dependent kinase substrate 1a (gene nucks1a). The transcript is spliced from 8 exons. NCBI's taxonomy places the organism in Eukaryota, Metazoa, Chordata, Actinopteri, Synbranchiformes, Synbranchidae. The coding region runs from base 296 to 1213 and encodes 305 amino acids. Gene Ontology annotation, biological process: double-strand break repair via homologous recombination; interstrand cross-link repair. Gene Ontology annotation, cellular component: cytoplasm. Gene Ontology annotation, molecular function: single-stranded DNA binding; double-stranded DNA binding. The record is from RefSeq and is a predicted model, not a curated record.
CAAAGGGGACCCACCCCUCAAGGCCGCGGGGUUUGGUUGCACACAGGCUGCAGUUUCAGUUUGUUUUAUUCACCAUUUUGAGUAGCUGAAGGUAAAAAAAAUAAGAAUAUUUGCGUUUGGAGGACAGGUCGCUGCCGUACUUUUGUUUUCACGCGCUAGCUCGGACGGCGUAGUUGUGCGCCAACCUCGCUUCCCUCGGUGUUUUGCAGAGCGGGAAUCUAUAUUUCUGUUUUCCCCUGUGCUUUUUCUUCUCCCCCCUUUCUUAAAUCCUUAACCUCUACAGUAUUCCUGCAAAAUGUCAAGACCAGUGAGGAACAGGAAAGUGGUGAACUACUCACAAUUCAAUGAGUCUGACGAUGCAGAUGAGGAGUAUGGUGAUGAUAAGCCCAAGAAGGUGCGCGCAUCCCCUCGUGAGCCCAAGCACAAGCGCUCAAAGAACUCACAGGAUGACAGUGAGGACUCUGAUGACAAGCUUUCUAAAUCCAAAAAUGAUUCAGCAGAUGACUUUGGCAGCGAUGAUGAAGACAAUGAGUUUGGAGAGGAAGAGGAUGAAGAUGGAGGAAGCGACUAUGAAGAGAAAAGGGGGAAAAAAGGAAAGAAAGCCAAGGUGGAGAAGCCAGGCAAGAGGGGGCCGAAGAGGAAACGAUCUGCAGAUGACAGUGAUGACGAAAGGGAAGUGAGUCGGAAGCGUACAGUGCGCCAGGCAGCUUCCAAAGCUGUGUCCAAACAGAGGGAGAUCCUGCUGGGUGAUGGUGGCAGCGAGGAUGAGGAGCACGAAGACCAAGAGGAGCCCUACCUGGAUCCUGAUGAGUCUGGCAGUGAUGAGGACUUCAUGGUGGAGGACGAUGAUGACAGCGACUAUGGUCACUCCAAGAAGAAAAGCAAGAAGGUGAUUCGACGGGGACGAACAGACAAGAAGGAGAAGAAAAGCCCCAAACCCCGACUAAAGGCCACAGUGACCCCCAGCCCAAUGAAAGGAAAGGGAAAGGGGCGCCCCAGCACUAAGGCCCUGGAGAAGAGCUCACCCAAAGAGGAAGAGGAGGAGGAGGAGGACCCUGAGAGUCCCCUGGAGGAAGAAGAGGAAGAGGCCGAGAAGAAAGAGACCUCCCGUGCCCCUAAAACAACGAAGGAGGCUGCCGGAGGGGAGGAGGAGGAGGAGGAAGAAGAGGAAGAGGACGGCUCAGAAGAGGAGGCGCCCUCUGGAGAAGACUAGAAGAUGGUACCCAUUUGAAGCCCAUCCUCCAUGUCUUUCUCUGUCUCUUCUCUGCGUCUAUUUUCUUUUGUUGCCCUGCGUUUAGUUUUUAUUUUUCCUCUCCCUCUU